Messenger RNA from Dentiscutata erythropus, 1815 nucleotides. NCBI's taxonomy places the organism in Eukaryota, Fungi, Glomeromycota, Glomeromycetes, Diversisporales, Gigasporaceae. The record is from the annotation of a GenBank genome assembly.
AUGAUUUAUGAUCCGAAUACGCUUUCCAAUAUUGAUGAGGUUAAGACUACCCAUCUUGACUUAAAUUUUAUUGUUGAUUUUGAACGUAAAAUUCUUGAUGCAGUUGUCAUUCUUAAACUUGUUACACUUGUCGAUAAUGUCAACAAAGUUAUACUUGAUACUAGUCAUCUAAACAUUAAAUCCGCUUCUUGUUCCGGUGUACAAUUGAAACAUCAUUUGGAAGAUAGAAAUGAAAAAUUCGGUUCCGCUUUACAUAUUCAAUUAGAUAAAAAUUUAUCGGCUAAUACCGAAUUCGAUUUAACUGUUAAUUACAACACUUUGGAACAAGGAACUGCUGUCCAAUGGCUAGAACCUAUUCAAACCUCCGGAAAGAAAUAUCCCUAUUUGUUUACUCAAUGUCAAGCCAUUCAUGCUCGAUCUCUUUUACCAUGUCAAGAUACUCCUUCAUUUAAAUUAUCUUACAAUGCUAGUGUUCAAGUUCCACAACCUCUACGUGCUUUGAUGAGUGCUAUUGAAGUUUGUGAGGAAGUAAAUGUAGAGACUAAUACCAAGACUUAUAAAUUUGAACAAACCGUUAAAAUUCCAUCAUAUUUAAUUGCUUUGGCAGUUGGAAAUUUGGAGGGAAAGAAAAUUGGUCCUAGAUCAACUGUAUGGUCUGAACCUGAAGUAGUUGAAAGUGCUGCUUGGGAAUUUGUUGAUACUGAAAAAUUUAUUGAAACUGGGGAAAAUCUUCUUACUCCUUAUGAAUGGAAAAAAUACGACCUUUUGGUUCUUCCUGCAUCGUUUCCCUAUGGAGGAAUGGAAAAUCCUUGUCUAACUUUUGUUACUCCUACAUUAUUGGCUGGUGAUAGAUCACUUGUAGAUGUUGUAGCUCAUGAAAUUUCUCAUAGUUGGAUGGGAAAUCUUGUUACAACCUCGAAUUGGGAACAUUUUUGGCUUAACGAAGGCUGGACUGUAUUCAUUGAACGAAAGAUUAUGGGUCGUUUGCAUGGUGAAAAAGCAAGCGAAUUUGAUGCAAUUAUUGGAUGGAGAGCGUUGAAACAAGAUAUUGACCUUUUUGGUCAAAGUAAUGUUUUGACAGCAUUAACUCCUAAAUUGAAAGGUGUAGAUCCUGAUGAUAGCUUUUCUUCGGUUCCAUAUGAAAAAGGUUUCAAUUUUCUUUAUCACAUCCAAAAGGUCGUUGGUGGACCUCAGAAUUUUGAACCUUAUAUGAAAGCUCAUGUUCAAGAAUUUGCCGGUAAAUCAAUUACUACUGAUGAUUGGAAGAAAUUUUUAUACUCAUUCGCGGAUAAGAACUUUCCUGAAAAAAGAGCUAAAUUGGAUGAGAUUCAAUGGGAUGCUUGGUUACAUGCCCCUGGAAUGAAAACGAAUUUGAUCAAACACUUGCAAAAGCGUGCUCUGAAUUGGCUGAAAGAUAAUAAAGUUUUUGAUGAAUUUUCACCUUCUGAUAUUGAAAAUUUUUCUCCUGAGCAAAAAAUGGUUUUUUUGGAAAUUAUCUUUGAUUAUUCACCUCUACCGUGCCCAGUUAUUGAAGCAUUAAAUAAAUUUUAUUGUUUCAUGGAUGUUCGUAAUGCUGAAAUUCGAUUUAGAUGGCAACAGGUUUGUUUAAAAUCGGAAUAUGAACCUAUUUUCCCUCACGUGGUCAAAUUUGUAACAGAGCAGGGUAGAAUGAAAUAUGUCAGACCUUUGUAUAGAUUAUUGAAUCAAACAAAGAAUGGUUCUGAUUUGGCAAAGAAAACUUUUGAAGAAAAUAGGUCAUUUUAUCAUCCUAUUGCGGCAGCAAUGAUAGCAAAGGACAUUUUAAAGGAAUGUUAA